AUGGGGAAAGGAAGAAGUCCUGGGAAGUGGAUUAAGAACUUGUUCUCAGGGAAGAAGUCAUCGUCGAAGUCUAGUUCGUCGAAGAAGGAUGAUGUUUUUAAAUCUUUGAGUAACAAGGAUAGUUUGGGGUUUUCUGAGUUGACUGUGUCUAAUCCAAUUCCAACUGUGGAUUCUUUGCUAAUAUCACCGCCGAUAUCUGGAGCUAAUGUUGCCAAAGGAUUGUUUUCGGAAAAGGAAGUAGUUAAUAGGUCGUCAUCACACGAGAGGGAAAUUGUCUCAAGUGGUGUGGAAGAGGCUCAGGCACCUCCUGUUGCUAAUUUUGCAUCUCAAGUUGAUCUUGAGACUCUCACGCUUACAGAUGCAGCUAUUAAACUUCAGGCUGCUUGUAGAGGCUAUCGGGCUCGCUUGGAAUUUCAAACACAAAAAGCUAUCACACAGCUGCAAGCUCUUAUUCGUGGUCACUUGGUUAGAAGACAAGCUGUUUCGGCUUUAUAUUGUGUGAAGAGAAUCGUUAAAGUCCAAGCAUUGGCCCGUGGUUACAAUGUUAGGCGUUCUGAUAUUGGGCUUGAGGUCCUGAAAAUUCGUAAGGAUACUCAAUGUUCAAAAUCUAUUGGCGCAGUUACAUCCACCGAGGCAGAGAAGCUGCCCAAUAAUGUCUUUGUCCACGAGCUGCUGGCUUCAUCGUCCCCUGCUUUUCCUCUAUCUCUCAGUAGCAAUCUUGCAGAACCUUACUUGGCGGAAAACUGGCUUGACCGAUGGACUAGGUCACACUUUUGGGCACCUCUUCCUAAAUUGAAGAAGAAACAUGAUUUGGCAUCUGUUGAAAAAAAUAUCAGUUCUCAAACAGUUGAAAAAGGACAAGUUAAAAGGAAUGCUCGGAAAUCUCCUACUGUGAAAGCCAAUGACGGCUCAACUUCAGGUUCUAACAAACAGAAACAAGGUCUAAAAAAGGAUUCAAAUCACUCAUUGAUUUCAGCUCAGGAACACGAACACCCAAGGAAAGAAAUUGAGAAAAGCAGUAUAAAAAAAACUCGUAUGCAGAAUGUUUCAGACAGAUCUGAGAUUGUUAGCGAGAAAAGAAAACACAGCUCUAGGCCAAUUUCAGAUCACACUGUUGCCGAUGUUUCAGAGCAGGGGCCAAAUUCCUCUUCUGAGAAAAGGAAAGUGAUAACAGUGCCGAAGUCUGAAGAAUCUUACCCCGAGAAAGGUCUUGGAAAGAAAGCACUAGAAGAGAAUAAUGAUAAGCCGAAGAAGAGCAUAAAUGGCGGUACCAUAGAACAGAAAGGUCUUGGACAGAAAGCACCAGAAGAUAAUAAUGAUAUGCCAAAAAUGAGCUUAAAUGGUGAUGCGAAAGAAGAGAACGGUCUUGGACAGAAAGCACUAGAAGAUUAUAAUGAUAAGCCAAAGAAGAGCUUAAAUGGUGGUGUGAAAGAAGAGAAAGGUCAUGGACAGAAAGCACUAGAAGAUAUUAAUGAUAAGCCAAAAAAGAGCUUAAAUGGUGGUGUGAAAGAAGAGAAAGUUCUUGGUCAGAAAGCACUAGAAGAGAAAGCUCAUAAUGAUCCUACUGCUGUUUUACAGACUAGUGUGAAGAAUGUAGGAGAUGUUAAAGUAGGAGUUAGCGAAGACCUAAAUGGUGGUGACAAAAUUAUCAGCAACAAUUACCAAAGAAGAGCGUCACUACCUGCUAAUUUUAAUGAUCAAGAGAAUGAGUUACAUAACACUCCAAGACUGCCGAGUUAUAUGGCUCCUACUGAAUCAGCAAAAGCUAGGCUAAGGGGACAAGGCUCCCCUAGAUUUGCUACCGAUUUUCUAGACAAAAACAGUUUAACCCGGAGGCAUUCACUUUCAUCCUCGUUUAACAGCAAGUCAGGUUCAUUUUCCCCGAGAGCAGAAAAGCUGGUAAGUUUGAGCAGCAGAGGAGUUGCGAGGACUGAUAAAUCUCUUUCAUCUUCAAGGGAUGGGACUGAUAAGUUGACACAACCUCAGUGGAGAAGGUGA
Molecule: messenger RNA, 1998 nt
Organism: Lathyrus sativus (Indian pea)
Lineage: Eukaryota; Viridiplantae; Streptophyta; Magnoliopsida; Fabales; Fabaceae
Source: the annotation of a GenBank genome assembly